Messenger RNA from Brenthis ino (lesser marbled fritillary), 669 nucleotides. The record is from the annotation of a GenBank genome assembly. NCBI's taxonomy places the organism in Eukaryota, Metazoa, Arthropoda, Insecta, Lepidoptera, Nymphalidae.
AUGUGUAAAAAAGUCUAUGUAAUAAAUGUUACUUUACUAGACGGUCUCCAAUUCUACGCCGGUAUAGAGCGCUAUGACCCGACGGUGUGCGACACGGAGCGCUGGGCCGCCGCCAGCGCCGCCACGCUGCAGCGCUCGCAGUCCGAGCGCGCUAAAGCUGUGCAGAUGCUCUCGGAUGCUGAGAAUCUAAUCAACGUAUCUGCAACGGAGAUAUGGGACCAGUGGAGCAACACGAACAGCUCCUUCACGCGGCGUAUCGCCGAAACUAUCGAGAUAAAGAACAAGUUGCAACUACAUUUGCAUAAGAUUCAGCAAGAAAUGUUCGACGUAGAAAAGACUUUGGAGUUGCUGAAUAAAGCUAUAGAAGACAAGUUGCAGCCGAUGAAAGUGGCGCACACGAGGCUUCAGGCGCGCACCAACAGACCGCAUCUGGAGAAAUGUCGUGACGAAGCCCAGCAUAGACUCGUGAAAGAAGUAUGCGAUCUCCAAGAAACCAUGGAAACUCUCCGAUCCAAGAUAGCCCGAGCGGAGGGCACGCACCAGACGCUGCUGGGCGUGCGCGCCAGCCUCGAAGCCGAGCUGCGCAACAAGACCACCACGCUGUUCAUCGACCGCGACCAGUGCAUGGGCCUGCGCAGGGGCUACCCCGUCACUGCCGCUAUCAAAUCU